Messenger RNA from Anguilla rostrata (American eel), 3987 nucleotides. It is a transcript of the gene aasdh, whose product is annotated as aminoadipate-semialdehyde dehydrogenase. The record is from RefSeq and is a predicted model, not a curated record. NCBI's taxonomy places the organism in Eukaryota, Metazoa, Chordata, Actinopteri, Anguilliformes, Anguillidae. Gene Ontology annotation, biological process: amino acid activation for nonribosomal peptide biosynthetic process. Gene Ontology annotation, molecular function: protein binding. Bases 142 to 3918 code for a protein of 1258 amino acids. The transcript has 14 exons.
GUAAACAUAAGCAUGAUGAUCCACAGGACAGUUCUGUGGCAUGAUUUAAUGGGAUAGUCCUAAUUAGACUGACAUUGUACGUUGGAGUACUUUGGUAAAUCAUUUUAUUAGUGUAUCAGUUUUUUAUUUUUCAAUGUAAAUAUGGAGAGGAGUGAUAAAACUUUGCAUGAAAUGGUUCAGGAGGCGGCAUCCCUGCACAGUGCUAGAACCGCUGUCACUUUUGACAGCUGCACCGAAUUGGGGAUCAUAUCGCGCACCUACAACGAGCUUCUCUCAUUAGCGAAUGAAUUAACCAACCUGCUGAAGGAGCACGGUCGCCUAAGUGGGCAGAUAUUUGGCUUAUACUGUCACCCUGGUAUCAACCUUCCGAGCUGGAUUCUAGGAAUCCUUCAGCUCCCAGCGGCUUAUGCACCCCUAGAUCCAGACUCUCCCCCAUAUUUGUCCGUCAGAUUCAUGGACCAGUGUGGGCUGAAAUAUGCUGUGAUACAGAGUGAGCUGUUACAGAGAUUCCACAGAACGUUUUCCCCACACCUGCUCGUGGAAGUGUGUGAGGUGUGGCAAAAUCAGGGACUCACACUGGUAAAGGUACAGCAGGAAGUUGGGAGCUCUCAGAGGAGUGAGCAGCAGGAAGUUGGGAGCUCUCAGAGGAGUGAGCAGCAGGAAGUUGGGAGCUCUCAGAGGUGCGAGCAGCAGGAAGUUGGGAGCUCUCAGAGAUGUGAGCAGCAGGAAGUUGAGAGCUCUCAGAGCAGUGUACAGCAGGAAGUUGGGAGCUCUCAGAGGUGCGAGCAGCAGGAAGUUGGGAGCUCUCAGAGGAGUGAGCAGCAGGAAGUUGGGAGCUCUCAGAGGUGUGAGCAGCAGGAAGUUGGGAGCUCUCAGAGCAGUGAACAGCAGGAAGUUGGGAGCUCUCAGAGGAUUGAGCAGCAGGAAGUUGGGAGCUCUCAGAGGAGUGAGCAGCAGGAAGUUGAGUGUGAGUGGGACAUGCUGAGACAACAUGGUGAAGGGCGGUGGCACAGAGCUGCCAGACAGGGAUUGUUGGCCUACGUGCUGCACACCUCCGGAACAACCGGCCUUCCCAAGAUCGUGAGAGUGCCACACAAGUGCAUCGUGCCCAACGUCCUCCAUUUCAGAUCUCUGUUUCAGGUGACUUCAGAGGAUGUUGUGUUCAUGGCCUCUCCUUUGACCUUUGACCCCUCUGUGGUGGAGAUGUUUUUAUCUCUGUCAUCGGGGGCAUGUCUUCUGAUUGUUCCCACGGUGAUCAAAAAGGUCCCUGAUAGACUGGCCACGGUUCUGUUCAAACACCACAGGAUAACAAUAUUACAGGCCACACCCACACUGGUGGGACGUUUUGGGGGGUGUGUCCUGCAAAGGGUGGUGCUCUGUGCUGCCUCCUCCUUGCGGAUCCUGGCCCUGGGGGGCGAGGCCUGCCCCCCUGUGUCUGUGCUGCGUGGCUGGAGGGGGGAGGGAAACUCCACCCGAUUCUUCAACCUGUAUGGCACCACAGAGGUGUCCUGCUGGGCUACCUGCUACAAACUGCACCUGGACACCAUGAGUUUGGGGUCUGUGCCCUUGGGGUCAGUGCUGAUGGGCACUGUAGUGGAAGUGCGAGGAGAGGACGGCAGGGUGAUUACCUGUGGGGAAGGCCAGGUGUUCAUAGGGGGAGAGGACAGAGUGUGUUUCCUUGGUGAUGAGGUUGCCGUGGCGAAGGGAACCAUGCGGAGCACUGGGGACUGGGUGGAGCUGAGGGAUUCACACCUGUAUUACCUGGGACGCAGGGACCGGCUGGUGAAACGUCACGGCCAGCGGCUCCACCUGGACGCACUGCACCAGGUACUGCAGAGCCUGCCCCAGGUAGAGGUGUGUGCUGUCACCCUAUGUGAGGGGCACAGGCUUGUUGCCUUUGUGGUACCCUCUUCUGGAGAUCCCACCCCUUCCCCCAGAGGCCCUACCCCUUCCCCUAGAGGCCACACCCCUUCCUCUGGAGAGCUACAGAGGGAGAUUUUGGGCAUGCUGUCUCAGCUUCUGCCCCCAUACAGUAUCCCAGACACCAUCAUGCUGCUCCCAGCUCUCCCUCUCACCUCCCAUGGGAAAGUGAACAUGGGUGACCUGCUGCAAGUGUAUGAGAGGCAGAGAGCUGUCCUAAUGUCCCAUGAUGCACUGGGGGACAGGGACACUCUGAGGGAACUCCUGCAGAAGCUGUGGAAGGAGGUGCUGUCCCUCAGUGCUGAUACUCCGGUUGCUAUGGACUCUCACUUCCUGUUGAGUGGAGGAGACUCGCUCCGCUCUCUGCGUCUCUGUGAUGACAUCACUGCUGCUGUGGGCGUGGCCCUGCCAGGCCUGCUGGAGGUCAUCCUCAGUGGCUCCUUUGCUGACCUGCUGAGUCAUGUUGUUAAGGCAGUGUUUCAGAAAGAGGGCAAAGACGAUGCAACACCAGCACCUGAGCGCUUCUCUCUGGCAAAAAGAAAACAGCAGGAUCCUCCCCCAACCGCACAACCCAGGAGGAAACAGCCAGUCUCUCUCUCUCCACGUGAGAAGCAGUGGGGUGGAUUCACUGUGGUGAGGAGAGCAGGAGAGGUCACAGAGGGGCCUCCUCCCUCCCAGCAAAACCAGCUACUGAAUUUCCAUGGAAAUACAGUUUCUCGCACUGCAGUGCCCAAUCAGGGAACAGAACACACCCACUCCCGCACUGCAGUGCCCAAUGAGGGAACAGAACACACCCACUCCCGCACUGCAGUGCCCAAUGAGGGAACAGAACACACCCACUCCCGCACUGCUGGGCCCAAUGAGGGAACAGAACACACCCACUCCCGCACUACCAGACCCAGUGGGAGAGCAGCAGAUGAGUGUGUGGUGGGGGUCAGAGCUACAGCAUUCUCGGCACUGGCCUUGCGUGUGCAGUGGCAGUCAGACACAGGCAGGUGUGUGGACGCCUCGCCUGUGCUGCUGGUGACCGAGUCAGGCGGGGCUGUGGCAUAUGUGGGGUCCCACUCCCACAGACUGCAGGCCAUCACGCUGAGGGGGGGGCAACUGCUCUGGGAGCGAGUCCUGGGGGGGCGUCUGGAAGCUUCUGCUGCCAUCACUGCAUGUGGAUCCCUCAUUGCGAUUGGGUGCUAUGAUGGGCAGGUGUAUUUCCUCUCGGUGGAGACGGGGCAGACGCACUGGGUGUUUGCCACCAGGGACUCAGUGAAGAGUAGCCCUGCCGUGGAUAUUCUCACCGCCCUGGUGCUGGUGGGGUCACAUGAUGGACACAUGUAUGCUCUGGACCCAGAGGCCCGGUGCUGUAGGUGGAGUCGGCACUGUGGGGGUGGGGCCAUAUUCUCCUCCCCCUGCCUUGACCCGUCUCUCCGGCAACUGUAUGUCGCCACACUGAGAGGAGAGCUCCUUUGCCUCAAGCCCGAGAAUGGCACUCCCUUGUGGACACACUCCAGUGCUGCACCAUUCUUCUCGUCCCCAUGCUACUCUGGCACAACCAUUUGCAUCGGCUCUGUGGACCAGAAUAUCUAUGGCUUCAGCCCCUCCGGCAACCUGUUGUGGCGGUUUACUACCGACGGGCCUGUCUUCUCAUCUCCGUGCGGUAUGCCUACCUCUCUGGCUAAUCAGAGAGUGUUCUGUGGAUCACAUGACGGAAGCGUGUACUGUCUGAGAUCCUGCGAUGGCGCCCUGGUGUGGCGGUUUCAGGCAGGGCAGAAGGUCUUCUCCAGUCCCUUCCUGUUCCACAGCUCGGCCAGUCAGGACGAGUGCCUGGUUGCUGUGACGGCCACUGAUGGGAUGCUGUGGAUUCUGGGAGCAGAGGACGGGGAGCCCAGGGCCUCUGUCUCCUUGCCAGGGGAGAUUUUCUCUUCCCCAGUGCUCUGGGGGCGCACUCUAGUGGUGGGAUGCCGGAAUGACUUUGUGUAUGGCAUUGAACUGACUGCCUCCUGAGAGAUGUCCAGACAUUCAGCUUCUCAAAUGUGAUGUUUUAAAAUAAAAAUAAAGAUUUUAAAAAUGUAA